AAAAAGAUUUGUUAGAAGAAAGAGAAAGUGUUGGUGCUGUGCCAAUUUCAAAACAGGACGAUGAUACCAUAGAGGUUAUUGAAGAAUGGAUUGAAGAAGUGGUGGAAGAGAUCGAAGAGAUCGUUGAUUAA
Racocetra fulgida is the source of this 131-nucleotide messenger RNA. The record is from the annotation of a GenBank genome assembly. NCBI's taxonomy places the organism in Eukaryota, Fungi, Glomeromycota, Glomeromycetes, Diversisporales, Gigasporaceae.